This is a messenger RNA of Drosophila elegans, 300 nucleotides long. RefSeq lists its product as uncharacterized. The transcript has a single exon. Lineage: Eukaryota; Metazoa; Arthropoda; Insecta; Diptera; Drosophilidae. The coding region runs from base 1 to 300 and encodes 99 amino acids. The record is from RefSeq and is a predicted model, not a curated record.
AUGGAAAAGUGUCGUCGCCGCGACCUGGACUCUCACUCCGGAGUUGGACUGAGGAGGAGUGAGUGUCAGUGUCAGAGUCAGAGUCCUGGGCAUUGGGCAUUGGCCAUUGGCCAUUGGCACGUCUGUCGGUUUAUGCAACAUUUUAGCAAUUAUAUUCGCGUCGGGCGACAUUACAACGGCAAUUACACGCAGGAGCCGCAGAACAUGCCCGUGGGCGGAUGGUGGAGCAGGGCACUCUGGUAUUCCGGUAUUCUGGCAUUCCGGCAUUCCCUGUCAUCGUCACGUGGAGCGGCAACGUGA